AUGAAAGAGAGAGGAGAAGUAUUAAAUCGAAUUGAUCAAAAGCUGAAGUAUCAAGUAGAAACGGAAAUAAGUUAUUGGAAAAAUGUAUUGACUAGAGUUGUAGCUGUUGUUAAAUCACUUUCUUCUCGUGGACUGUCCUUUAGAGGUGAUGAUGACCAUUUUAGAUCUGUUCAUAAUGGGAAAUUCAUGAUGAGCUUAGAGCUUAUUGCUCAAUUCGAUCCUUUUUUAGCACAGCAUAUUGAAAAGUUUGGCAAUAAAGGAAAAGGUUCAACAUCAUACCUAUCUUUUAAUAUAUAUGAGCAGUUCAUAAGUAUAAUGGCAGAUAAAGUUUUACAACAAAUGGUAAAAGAAAUAAAGGAAGCUAAAUAUUUUUCCAUCAGUAUUGAUUCUACUCCUGACAUUAGCCAUGUAGAUCAACUAUCAUUUAUUUUUCGGUAUGUUCAAAAUAAUGGCAGUCCGGUAGAAAGGUUUUUAGGGUUUUUACCCAAUUCUGGUCAUAAAUCUGAAGAAUUAGCAGAUGCUGUAUUUUUAGUUUUAGAAUCGCAUGAAUUAGAUAUAAACAACUGCCGUGGUCAAAAAUACGACAAUGUAUCUAACAUGUCUGGUAUGUAUACAGGACUUCAAGCUCGCAUCAAAGAAGUUAAUCCUUUAGCUACAUUUGUACCAUGCUCGGCACACAGUUUAAAUCUUGUUGGUGAAUACGCUGUAGACUGUUGUAGAAAUGCUUCUGAAUUUUUUAAUCUGCUUCAAAAUAUCUAUAAAUUUUUCAGUUUUUCUACACAUAGAUGGGAAAUACUUCAGAACAAUUUAACUAAAACAGAAAAUGUAUCACUUAAAAAACUAUCAGAUACCAGGUGGUCAGCAAGAUCUGAUGCAAGUAUUAGUUUAAACAAAAAUUGGAAUGAAAUAAUUAAUGCACUGUCUUUUAUAAAAAAUGAUAAAUCACAAAAAUCAAUCACAAAAUCAGAAGCUAAUGGACUAUAUUUAAAAUUAGACUGUCUUGAAACAGCUAUUAUGACCACAUUAUGGGGUGAUAUACUAGAAAGAUUCAACAAAACUAGUAAACAGUUGCAGUCAGUUGAGAUUGAUUUAGAAACAGUGAGAGAGCAAUUAAUAAAUCCGGACACAAAACAUAUCAAAAAAUACGCAAAAGAAAAAGAAAAUUAA
Molecule: messenger RNA, 1167 nt
Organism: Macrosiphum euphorbiae (potato aphid)
Lineage: Eukaryota; Metazoa; Arthropoda; Insecta; Hemiptera; Aphididae
Source: the annotation of a GenBank genome assembly